Molecule: messenger RNA, 988 nt
Organism: Perca flavescens (yellow perch)
Lineage: Eukaryota; Metazoa; Chordata; Actinopteri; Perciformes; Percidae
Product: galactose-specific lectin nattectin
Exons: 7
Coding region: 75-542 (155 amino acids)
Source: RefSeq, a predicted model, not a curated record
GGCAGAACAAAGAGAGUAUUGAUUGAUAUUCAUCACCUUCUCCUCUGUGUCAGCCAAUCACCACCUGACCAAAGAUGACAUCAGUCUUUCCGUUAGCUUUGUUGCUCUGUUUGUCCAGCGGACUGUUGACUGCAUAUGGCCACACUCCCUGCCCUCAUGGUUGGAGACACUGUGGCUCUCGCUGUUUCAGUUACAAUGCUGGGCCAAAGAACUGGAUCGAUGGAGAGUUCUUCUGCAUUUCCACUGGUGGGAAUCUGGCUUCCAUCCACUCUGCUGAGGAACAUGAAUUCAUCAGACACUACAUUAGGGAAGUGACCGGUACAGACAAAAAUGCCUGGAUCGGAGGCCAUGACGGAGUGAAGGAGGGUACGUUUUUGUGGACUGAUGGAUCCAAAUUCGACUUCACAAGCUUUGCUACGGGGGAGCCUAACGACUUUGGUGCAGGGGAGGACUGUGUUGUGAUGAACUUUAAUGGAAACAACUGGAACGACGGGAGUUGUGACAACGAGGCUGCUUUCAUCUGCUCCAAGAACAGCGUGUAACUCUACCACACCAUCAUGAUGCCUCUCCAGCUCAUCUAUAAUCUCUAUCAUUGAUUCACUUUCAGUUUGUUCAGCAGACAGAAACAGCUCUCUGCUGACAGAUGACUCACUUUCACUUGUUUAUUAUCUGAAGAGUUAGGGAACAGUUCACAUUUGGGUUUAAAAUUAGACAGAAACUGGCUCACUGAGCUGGACAAAAACUAAUCAGUAAUUGGACUUUUAAUCUACAGUAAAUAACACAAAAUGAAAUACAGAAAACAUUUGAAUACUGAAUAUUAUCUGUUAUAAACAGCGCCCACUCAUCUGAUAAAAUAUUAACACACUAAUUAGAUUUCUCUCAGAGAGUUAUUGUUCAGAUCGAUACAACUCUCAUGUGUGUACGCUAAAUAUGAAGUUCCCUCGAGCAGACUAAGCAUUCCAAAAUAAAAGACAUAUUGUCACAAAAA